CAGUUAUGCCGCUAAAACCCUAGUGUACCACUCCACGAAUGGUCGCCGCCCCCCCUCCGCGCACCACCAUGCUGCUCCGCCGCCUCCUCCACCCCUCCCACCACCUCCGGCGCGGCCUCCAGACCCUGACCACGACCACCAACGCCGCCGCCGCCGCGCCCUCGGCCCCGCAUCCUCUCUCCGCCCCUCUCCCAUUUCGCCGCCUCCCCGCCCGCCUCCUCUCGCCGCGGCUCCUCUCCACCUCCGGCGGCGACAACGACACCAGAAGACCGUGGGCCUUCACGCAGGACUCCGGAGAUCCAGACCCCUUCGCCGAUGUGGACCCCGCCGCCGCCGUCCCCGGCGAAGCGCCGCUAGGGUCGAGCGCCGUCGUCGAGGACCCGUGGUCGAAGGACUUCCGCGCGGAGGACAGCGACAAGGCCGACGUGUUCGAGGAGAUCUACAAGGAUGCGGCCGCGGCAGCGCCUACCGCGAGGAAGGCGGCCCCGGCCGAGCCGUGGGCGUGGGAUUUGGAGGGUGAGAAAGACGAUCCGUUCGCCGCGAGAAAGGAUGCGGCCGCGGCAGCGCGGCCUACCGCGAGAAAGGCGGCCCCGGCCGAGCCGUGGACGUGGGAUAUGGAGGAUGAGAAAGACGAUCCCUUCGCCGCGGCUGUGCUUGAUGUGGGGGUCGAGGGGAUCGCGGAUGAGGGUGCCCAGAUCGAGGAGCUCGUUGAUGGGAAAGAAGAAGAAGAAGAUGCGGAGCGUCAGCGGCAGGAGGACAAGGCGAGGGAGCAGCAGCUGAUGGAGACUCUCAAAGGUCCUGAUCGUGCAUUUGGGGAUCUCAUUUCUGCCUCUGGGAUUACGGAGGAGAUGAUUGACAGUUUGAUCCUCUUGAAGGAUGCCAGGGGAAUACCAGGAUUGCCUCCUCUAAGUGAAAUACAAGAUAAAGCUAUCCAGAAAAUGAAUGCAACAUCAAGCAGGGCAGAAGUAGAACGCCAAAUGCAAGAGGAAAUUGCCAAGGCACGUGUGAGACAAGUUGAUGAGAAAGGAAGGGCUUAUGGUACAGGUAAAAGGAAGUGCAGCAUUGCCCGUGUUUGGAUUCAGCCUGGUGAUGGCAAGUUUGUUGUCAAUGACAAGCAAUUUGAUGCUUACUUCCCAAUUCUGGACCAUCGAGCUGAUCUUCUUCGGCCAUUUACUGUGACCAAGACGUUGGGGCUUUGGGACGUAGCUUGUACUGUGAAAGGUGGUGGUGUCUCAGGUCAAGUUGGAGCUGUGCGCCUAGGAAUCAGCAGAGCCUUGCAGAACUGGGAACCAGGACUACGCCCAUAUCUCAAAGCAGCUGGAUACUUGACCAGAGAUUCGCGUGUGGUCGAAAGGAAGAAGCCUGGAAAGGCAAAGGCAAGGAAGAGCUUCCAAUGGGUCAAGCGUUAACAGGCAGGUCUGCCACUUUUUUUUGCACCUUGUCAAUCAGAGACGGUGUCUGUCUCUGUUCUCGUAAUCGUAAUGCUUCAGGUCUACGUGCAAAAUUACCGUGCCUCUGGUGGCAGGUCCUCUGCUCUUUGUUGUGGAUUUUCUAGUGAGCAGAGAUCUGCAUUCGCAUUGGAUGUGCUGUCACUUCGACGGAAGGCCCUUCCAAGCUUUGUACUCGGAUAU
This is a messenger RNA of Triticum dicoccoides, 1631 nucleotides long. Its product is annotated as 30S ribosomal protein S9, mitochondrial-like. The coding region runs from base 39 to 1409 and encodes 456 amino acids. Gene Ontology annotation, cellular component: cytosolic small ribosomal subunit; ribosome. Lineage: Eukaryota; Viridiplantae; Streptophyta; Magnoliopsida; Poales; Poaceae. Gene Ontology annotation, biological process: translation. Gene Ontology annotation, molecular function: structural constituent of ribosome; RNA binding. The transcript has 4 exons. The record is from RefSeq and is a predicted model, not a curated record.